AUGCUGGUGUCCCACAAGGCUGUGUCCUAUCCCCGACCCUGUUUAUUCUGCAUAUCAAUGAUAUGUUGCAGCUUGACAACAUUCAUUGCUAAUUGCUAUGCGGACGACAGCACUGGGGAUAUUUUUUACACUGGCCGGGCAGGUAUUUCUCGGGCUGUUGUCGAUGAGUACCGGAACAAACUUGUGUCUGAAGUCGAAACUCUUCUACGUGGAGUCUCGGACUGGGCUAGACUAAAUCUAGUCCAAUUUAACCCCAAGAAGACACAAGUAUGCGCGUUUUCCCCUAAAAAAACUGCCUUUGUCGCAACUCCCCUCUUUGAAGACACUCUCCUUAAAGCCUCAGCUAGCAUCGGACUACUGGGCGUUGACAUAUCGAAUAACGUUCAGUUUCGCGGUCAUCUGAAAGGAAAGGCUAAAUUAGCCUCCAAAAGCUUGGUGUGCUCAGCAAGGCGAGACGGUACUUCACUUCGGGCCACCGCUUGCAAUAGCGCUAUAAAGCGCAAAUUCGGCCCCACAUGGAAUACUGUUCUCACCUCUGGUCGGGAGCUCCCCAGUACCAGCUCCUUCCACUUGACCGUAUUCAACGAAGAGCGGUUCGAAUGGUCGACGACCUGUCACUUUCCGUGCGGCUUGAUCCCUUAG
Messenger RNA from Pieris macdunnoughi, 642 nucleotides. Lineage: Eukaryota; Metazoa; Arthropoda; Insecta; Lepidoptera; Pieridae. The record is from the annotation of a GenBank genome assembly.